Delphinapterus leucas (beluga whale) is the source of this 2091-nucleotide messenger RNA. RefSeq names its product WDR4 tRNA N7-guanosine methyltransferase non-catalytic subunit (gene WDR4). Gene Ontology annotation, biological process: tRNA modification; RNA (guanine-N7)-methylation. The record is from RefSeq and is a predicted model, not a curated record. Gene Ontology annotation, cellular component: tRNA methyltransferase complex; cytosol; nucleus. Lineage: Eukaryota; Metazoa; Chordata; Mammalia; Artiodactyla; Monodontidae. Gene Ontology annotation, molecular function: protein binding.
UGACGUCACUUUUCGGCGCUGGCAGGAAGAGGCGCUAGGCGGCGCACGUGGGUAGCUGCGCGGCGGGCGGGUACAUGGCGGGUUCUGCAGGGCUGGUGCUGUGCGGGCAUGAGCUGGUGGUGCGGGGCGGCAGCCGGUUGCUGGCCACCUCCACUUCGAGCAGUGAUGAUGACAGCCUCUUCAUAUAUGAUUGCAGUGCUGCAGAAAAGGAGGCACAAGAGCAUAAAGGGGAGGACGCGCAGCCUGCGGGUGAGGGGAGUGACACGGCCCUGGCGGCCGCCUUCUCCACGUCUGGCAGCUACUUCGCUUUAACUGAUGACAGUAAGCGCCUGAUUCUCUUCCGUACAAAACCGUGGCAACGUCUGAGCGUCAGGACUGUGGUGAGGAGGUGCACAGCCCUGACCUUCACGGCCUCUGAGGAUAAGGUUCUGGUAGCAGACAAGUCUGGGGACGUUUAUUCCUUUUCGGUGCUGGAGCCGCACGGGAGCGGCAAGCUUGAACUGGGACACCUGUCGAUGCUGCUGGAUGUGGCCGUGAGUCCCGACGACCGCUAUGUCCUCACUGCCGACCGGGACGAGAAAAUCCGGGUGAGCUGGGCUGCGGCUCCGCACAACAUCGAGUCCUUCUGCCUUGGGCACACCGAGUUUGUGAGUCGCAUCUUCGUGGUGCCCGACCAUCCCGAGCUGCUCUUGUCCUCGUCCGGGGACUGCACCCUGAGACUCUGGCAGUACAGAAGCGGCCGCGAGUUGCAUUGUUGUCACCUGCCCAGCCUGCAGGAGCCAACGGAGCCCUGGAGCAACAAGAGGUUUGCUGCGUCCAGGAUCACUUACUGGCGCCAGGAGGACUGCGUGGCGCUCCUGUGUGACGGGCUGCCCGUGGUCUGCCUCUUCCAGCUGGAUGUCCCCCGGCGGCAGCUGGUCUACCAGCAGCAGCUGACUUUCCAGCACAGAGUGUGGGACGCCGCCUUUGAGGAGGCCCGGGGGCUGUGGGUCCUGCAGGACUGCCGGGAGGCCCCCCUCGUGCUCUGCAGGCCUGUGGGCGGCCAGUGGCAGUCUCUUCCUGAAAGUGCUGUGUCGAAGAGGGUCUGUGCUCACCUUCGCGAGAACUGGGCCAUGUUGGAAGGUGAGGACCCGCCCUGGCCUGCUUUGCAGGGUCAUGUUCAGCCGUGGGCGCGGGCGGACGCUGGUUCCAGAGCGCGGAACGCAGCAGGAAGCUGUUCUGUGGGUGAGGGUGCAGGGCCUGUGGUGGGUGCGGUGUGUGUGUCCGCGUCCGCGUCAGGACAGCAGAGCUGCUGUGAGCCGGGGCCUGGUUGGUUCCCUUAGCGGAGAUUCAGGCGCCGAGAGCCCCUCCGUUUGUAUUGGCAGAAGGCAGGCUCUUGGGACGCAGCUCCUGGCUGUGUCUGGGGGUGCUUUUAACUCGGCCCUGGAACUCAGGUGCCUUUACUCGACUAAAGAAAUGAUUGCUCAGAAGACUUCUUGGGAAGACAAGCCACCGUCCGGAUGGAGGCCUGGGUCCUCCGAGCUCUGGGGACACAAACGCAGCUUCGGUGUGUAUAGACGCUAGAGCGGCCCGCACAUCCCACUGUUUCUGUGGGUCCUGCGGGGUCUGCAUCCAGCCGCUUGGUGGUUGGCAGAUUUCAGGUCCCCGCUUGCUGUUGGCUGGAGGACACCCCAGUCCCCAGUGCAGAGGAGCAGGGGCACGGUGCCGACAGGACACAGCCACAGCCUCUGCACCUGGCCUCCCGGGGACCCCUGGGCCCCGCAUGUCCUGUUAGAAGCGAGUCCUGGGUCCAGCCAGGUGUGGCCACCAGGAGGUGGGCAUCCUUGGGGCCAUGCCAGAGGAGGCGCCACAGGUCCACGGAGAGCCGGGUGGUCACUGUCGCAGGAGGGUCCCUCCGGCCCACCACGUCCCCCGCUAGAAGCAGAGCCCCUGCGCUCCUGUGGCACACUGGCACCCAUUCUUGUUCCGCACAGGCUCUGCUGGCACGGACAGUGGCUUCAGCAGCCUCUACAAGGCCACCUGCGACAACAUGACCACUUACCUGAAGAAGAAGGAGGAACGGCUGCAGCAGCAGCUGGAGAAGAAGCGACG